This is a messenger RNA of Trypanosoma conorhini, 1059 nucleotides long. RefSeq lists its product as uncharacterized. The transcript has a single exon. NCBI's taxonomy places the organism in Eukaryota, Euglenozoa, Kinetoplastea, Trypanosomatida, Trypanosomatidae. The coding region runs from base 1 to 1059 and encodes 352 amino acids. The record is from RefSeq and is a predicted model, not a curated record.
AUGCUCCGCUGGGUGGUGAAGGAGGUGGAGAGCCCGUACGGGGGCGUCGCCACCGUGCACUGGGCCGUGGGCGAGGGCGGCGAGGGCGACUCGGCGGCCACCGCCGACGCCUGCGAUGCGUCGCUGCAGCAGCAGCUGGAGCCCGCCGAGGAUCAGCUUGGGGCGGUGCUGUGGAACAGCAACACCGUAGCCCUGCGCUACCUGCACGAGCACGUGCUGCGGCGCGAGAGGCUCGCCGGCUGCCGCGUGGUGGAGCUGGGCGCCGGUGUCGGCUGCCUCGGCAUCGCGCUGGCGAUGGCGGGGGCGCGCGUGGUGGUGACCGACCUGAAGGAGCUCGUGCCGCUGAUGCAGAAAAACAUUGAGCUCAACGCGGCGCGGAUACGCGCGCGCAGCAACGGGCAGGGCUCCUGCGCUGCACUCGCGCUGCGCUGGGGGCCUCCGCCGCGGCCGAAGAAGUCCAAGCGGCAGCGAAGCGAGGUGGCCCCGCCGGGGUUGCGGGCGAAGGCCGCAUCGCCGUACGCGGCGCCGUCGCCGUCGUUUUUGGCGCUGCAGCAGGCGUUGGACCGCGUUGACCUUGUGGUGCUCUGCGACGCUCUCUACGGCAACCCGCGGGACUGGCCGCAGCUGCUCUACACCCUGUCGGAGAUCCUCGCGGCGAACCCAAACUGCGAGGUGGUCAACUUCUGCGAGCAGCGCGUGGACGACGUUGAGGGGGACUUCCUGCGACUGCUGCAGCGGGAAAACAGCAGAAGUCUGCCGUCCGCCGCGGCGGCGGGGAAGGCGGACGCGGAAGACGCAGAAGAAGAGAGCCUGGAGUCGGCGUUGACGCGAAUGCGAGGGGCGUACGAGUGGCAAAGCUCGACGGAGUCUGUGCGUGAAGGGACGAGCGACUUGGACAUGGCCGUCCGCGCCACCCGCAUCCGCUGGGCGCCGCGGGGGCAAACGCGACCGCCUCCCCCCCACCUUCCCCCCCGGACGCCACCCAUAACCGCCGUCUGUGACGGCGACGAGGCCGAGACGGGCGCCCCGCGGCGAAAGCGCAGGAGGACGGCAUCAUGA